This is a messenger RNA of Penicillium subrubescens, 2745 nucleotides long. RefSeq names its product alpha-L-rhamnosidase. Gene Ontology annotation, biological process: carbohydrate metabolic process. Bases 1 to 2745 code for a protein of 914 amino acids. NCBI's taxonomy places the organism in Eukaryota, Fungi, Ascomycota, Eurotiomycetes, Eurotiales, Aspergillaceae. The transcript has a single exon. The record is from RefSeq and is a predicted model, not a curated record.
AUGGCCGAGGAUCAGAUGAGAACCAUUCGCGGGAUUUCCCUUCAAGACCCAACCUUCGAUAACCGCCAAGAUGGUCUUGGAAUAGGCAACACAAAGCCUCAAAUCUCCUGGCGCUUCGUACACAACGAUCUCAACAUCAGAGGCUGGCAACAACAGGGAUAUGAGAUUGAGCUCGAACGUAGGGAUACAGUGGAAACAUAUCGCGUGGACUCUGCCGAAUCGGUUCGCGUGCCAUGGCCAAGUUUGCCUCUUUGCUCACGAGAGAUCGCUAGCGUCCGCGUCAGAUCAAUCGGAGUCUCUGAAAAUUUCGAAGAACCCACGACAACGGAAUGGUCGGCUUGGGCUUCAGUUGAGACAGGACUCCUCAACAAGGAAGAGUGGCGCGCUCAAUUGAUCACUGGCCAGCAAGAAACAUCCCUCGAAAAUCCGAUCCGACCACUUCUGCUGAAGCGAUCGUUUGAAAUCCCUCAAGUCAGCCAAAGCAUCAGUAAAGCACGCCUUUACGUAACUGCACAGGGGGUUUAUCAUUUCUAUCUGAACGGCACUCGUGUGGGUGACCAUUUCAUGGCACCGGGUUUCACAUCCUAUCGAUUCCGAUUUUCAUACCAUGUCUUUGACGUGACAAACCUGCUUCAGAGUGGCUCAACAAAUUUUCUUGCAGCAGAAGUUGGGGAGGGGUGGUUUGCGUCAAGUCUGUGGAGAGAAGGAAGGCAGAUCUUUGGCAAGGACAUUGGGUUGAUUGCUCAGUUGGAGAUUUCUUUCAACGACGAUGAUGAGCCACUGGUUGUCACUACAGACGCCGAGUGGGAAUGGAAUACCGGGCCUAUGCUGGCUAGCGAGAUUUAUGAUGGCGAGACAUAUGAUAUGUUAGAAGAACGGCCAGGUUGGAAAACUGGAUCCGAUCCCCAGGUCGGCACUUCAUGGACGGAAGUCACUGUUUUACCCCUUCCUUCUGCCACAUUCUCGGCGCCAGAUGGUCCUCCCGUUCGUGCGACUGAGGAGGUUCGACCACAAAGAAUCCUCAAAUCGCCCUCCGGCAAGUUACUCCUCGACUUUGGACAAAACUUGGUGGGAAAACUAUGCAUUCGUGGGUUGCAAAAGCCAGCUGGACAUCGUGUGGUCUUCCAACAUGCAGAAGUUCUAGAGCAUAAUGAGAUUUGCAUGCGUCCGCUUCGCGCUGCAAAAUGCACUGAUAUUAUUGUGUGCUCUGGUGGUGAACUAGAAAGUUGGUCUCCAAGCUUUACGUUUCACGGGUUCCGCUUUGUCCAGGUGGAAGGAUGGGCUCCACAAGACGAGCGUUGUCCGCUACGAGUAGAAAAUAUCACAGCGAUUGUCUUACACAGUGAUAUGAAACGCACAGGCUGGUUUUCCUGCUCAGACGACAUGAUCAACAGACUCCACGAAAAUUCAGUCUGGAGUAUGCGCGGGAAUUUCCUCUCUAUCCCGACAGAUUGCCCACAACGAGAUGAACGUCUUGGUUGGACUGGUGACAUUCAAGUUUUCAGCCCUUCUGCAAACUUUCUCUACGACACCGACGGCAUGUUGGCUGAUUGGCUUGUUGAUCUCGAACUGGAGCAAAAUGAAGAUAACGGCGUUCCUCCGAUGAUAGUGCCCAACGUUCAAUAUGCGAAAGAGUCGCGCCCGCCGCAGGCUGUUUGGGGGGAUGCUUCCAUCCUAGUCCCAUGGGCAUUGUAUAAAUCGUUCGGCGACAAAGAUAUUCUAUCACGACAAUAUCGCAGUAUGAAAUCUUGGCUGGACAAAGGCUGUUCUCGUGGUGAAGAUGGGUUGUGGACAACGUCACUUUGGCAACACGGGGACUGGUUAGAUCCCUCGGCCCCAUCUGAAGAUCCUGGUAAUGGCCAGACAGACGGUGUCUAUGUCGCCGACGCCUAUCUGGUCUAUGUAACCGGGAUUAUCAGCCAGGUAGCCACGGUUCUUCAAUGCCGAGAAGAUGCACAAAGAUAUUCGGAGGACCAUAUCCGCCUCAAGCAUGUCCUUCAAGAGAAAUAUAUCACCCCGAAAGGGAUGGUAAUGUGUGAUACUCAAACCUCGUUAUCAUUGGCCUUGUUCUUCUCACUCUUCGCAUCAGAAGAUCAGAGAAAAAAUGCUGGUGAGCGCUUGGCUCGAAAAGUACGCUUUGCCAAAUUCCGGGUUGCCACUGGAUUUGCCGGUACCCCAAUCGUGACUCAUGCACUGAGCAGGACAGGCUGGCACCAACUUGCAUACAGGAUGUUAUUAGAGACUAGUUGCCCCUCGUGGCUCUAUCCUGUCACUAUGGGAGCCACCACAACCUGGGAACGAUGGAAUAGCAUGCUCUCAGAUAGCACAAUCAAUCCAGGGCAGAUGACAAGUUUCAACCACUAUGCACUGGGGUCUGUUAUCAACUGGCUUCAUGAAUAUGUUGGGGGAAUCAGUCUGGUCGAACCUGGUUGGAAAGUCUUUAAAGUGCAGCCGAUUCCAGGUGGGACGAUACGCAGCGCCGACAUUCAAUAUGAGAGCCAGUAUGGGCUGAUCAAAUGUUCCUGGCAGUUGGAUGUGAAUUCGGUCUUCUCGAUGAAACUUCAGAUACCUCCCAAUUCAUCUGCUCUGGUCAUUAUGCCAGAGAAGGAGGCAAAUGCGAAUUCGGGCACAAUCUUAUCCUCUGGAAGCUAUGAUUUUUCGUGUCACUAUCAUGCUGAUCCGUGGCCCCCAACUCCCCUCGAAACUUUAUUUAAGCCACCUGCUCGGAAGGUCAUUUGUCAGUGA